Messenger RNA from Aspergillus clavatus NRRL 1, 1047 nucleotides. RefSeq names its product putative aldo-keto reductase (AKR13). The record is from RefSeq and is a predicted model, not a curated record. Gene Ontology annotation, cellular component: cytoplasm. Lineage: Eukaryota; Fungi; Ascomycota; Eurotiomycetes; Eurotiales; Aspergillaceae. The coding region runs from base 1 to 1047 and encodes 348 amino acids. The transcript has 2 exons.
AUGACCAGGCUCCCUACCCGUCCUCUUGGCGCCAAUGGCCCUCAGGUCUCCCGAUUGGGAUUCGGCCUCAUGGGUCUUAGCUCCUUCUAUGGCCCGGCCAAGCCAGACAGCGAGCGACUCGCCCUGCUGGAUGCAGCCUAUGAGCUCGGCGAGACUUUCUGGGACAGUGCCGAUAUUUACGGCGACAGUGAGGAGCUCCUCGGGAAGUGGUUCAAGGCCAACCCCUCUAAGCGCCAGGACGUCUUCCUUGUGACCAAAUUCGCCAACCGGCAGAACACCGACGGGGACUGGUAUGUCGAUGGCUCGCCCGAAUACGUUCGGGCGGCAUGUGAGCGCUCUCUCUCAAGGCUCGGCAUCGAAACGAUAGACCUCUACUACUGCCACCGGAUUGACCGCAAAACACCCAUCGAAAAGACGAUCGAGGCCAUGGUGCAGCUCAAAAACGAAGGGAAGAUUAAGUACCUCGGCCUGAGCGAGUGCAGCGCCGAUUCCCUCCGUCGCGCGCACAAAGUGCAUCCCAUCACCGCCGUGCAGAUGGAGUAUUCCCCCUUUGCGCUGGACAUCGAGAGCCCCCAGUACAAGGUGCUUGAGACGGCGCGGGAGUUGGGUGUCGCGGUCGUGGCAUACUCCCCGCUCAGCCGUGGGUUUCUGAGCGGCACGCUCACCUCACCGGACGACCUGGCAGAGGGCGAUGUCCGUCGAAUCUUGCCGCGAUUCAGCCGGGAGAAUUUCCACAAAAAUCUGGAGUUGGUACAGAAGCUCAAGGAAGUUGCGGACAGGAAGAAGGUCACGGUGUCGCAGCUGACGCUGGCGUGGCUGAUGGCCCAGGGGGAUGAUGUCUUUCCUAUCCCAGGGACUGUCAAAGUUGAUCGGUUGAAGGAGAAUCUGGGCAGUCUGGAGAUUGAGUUGUCAGAUGAGGAGGAGCGAGAGGUUCGUUUGGCCUGCGAUGCGGCCGAAGUUGCAGGGACCCGGUAUGAUGGAGCUCGUGCCGCCACGUUGUUUGCGGAUACUCCUGCGCUGGAUUCUAUAGCUGAUGAGGACAAAUAA